AUGUCAAUUGCAAGUGAUGUGGAAAUACAACAGCAGCAGCAGCAACAACAAUAUUCCAUUGUUGAAUAUAUUGGUUACAAUGAAGGUGGUCUGUGCGGUUAUUGUCGUCAAGUGGAAGCAACUCCAACCAGUAUUGGAGUUAUGGGAUAUCAUCUGUCAUGCGAGCACUUUAAUCAGCUCUUAGAUAGAGGAUGUAAUCGAUCUGGUAAAUAUUUGUACAAGCCGAUGAUUGCUAAUACAUGCUGUCCACAAUAUACAAUCAGACUUGAUGUCAGCAAUUUUCGCUUAUCAAAAGCACAAAAGAGAGUAUUGCGUCGAAUGAAUGAUUUUCUCCAGAAAGAUAUUCGACCGAACCUACGAACAAAAAUAUCGGAGUACAAUGUAGCGAAAAAAACGACUAAAAGCAGCGCAUCAAAUUCUCAAGUCAAAAAAGUUCAAGAUGAUGAGAAAAAAACAUUAAAUAAUGAGCUUCAGAAAAAAGGAAGAAAGAAAAAAAUCCUUAGGAGAGAAAGAGCAUUACAAAAAAUGCGCGACAAAGGAAUCAAUAUCAAGGAGGCUCAAAGAAUACGUCAAGAAAAAGAAGAAUGUCGGAGAAGAACACUGGGAUCAUUCAUCGUCAAUUACGAUUCGGAAACUUUUAAGCAUAAAUUAGAAGUACGUUUGGUUGACUCAAAUUCAUCUGAGUUUUGUGAGACUUUCAAAGAAAGCUUUAAAUUGUACGAGAAAUACCAAACGAAUGUUCAUCAUGAUACUCGCUGUAAUAAGGCUGGCUAUCGGAAUUUUCUUGCAGAUUCACCACUUUUCAACGACGAAAGAGACGAAAGUAAGAGUGUCGCGCUUGGUUCAUAUCAUCAACAGUAUUAUCUUGAUGGGCAUCUGAUAGCUGUUGGUGUUGUGGAUAUUUUGCCACGUUGUCUAUCAGCCAAAUAUCUCUAUUACGAUCCUGACUAUGAAUUUCUCACCCUUGGAACGUAUACUGCUUUACGUAUUGAUUUCUUUAAAUUGCGGAAUUUUGGAGUAUUUCUACACUCUAUAAAUAAGCCACUCGUUGGUUUACGUGGAAGGGAAAUUGCAUUUACUCAGGAGCUUGCAAAGGAAAGACCGCAAUUACACUACUACUAUAUGGGUUUUUACAUUCAUUCAUGUCAGAAAAUGCGCUACAAAGGACGCUUUCAUCCUUCCUAUUUGCUGUGUGAUCGUAGUUUUACGUGGGUACCCAUGGAAAGAUGUUUGGAAAUGAUAGAGAAAUGCGGUGAACGAAUUGAAGCAUUCGCUCCAGAUGCUCCAGUAGCUGAAAAAUGUCCAGUGCAAUCUGUAAGAUGUCUUUACAAAAUGACUGUCCUUCCUUAUCAGGUUUUGUUAACACUACCGGGUUUUAAAGAAACGGAAACAUUCAUGGAAGAAUAUGCCCGAAUAGUUGGACCAAUCGCUCGAGAAAUGUUGCUUUACAGAAAAUGA
Molecule: messenger RNA, 1458 nt
Organism: Acanthocheilonema viteae
Lineage: Eukaryota; Metazoa; Nematoda; Chromadorea; Rhabditida; Onchocercidae
Source: the annotation of a GenBank genome assembly